AUGGAGCGCGGCUUCGACGGUUUGUUCAUAAAUCACCAUACGACUUCGCUGCCGAGCGUCCCUCGCGAAGACAAACGGCCGAUUCUAGCAAUAACUCAGUGGCCGACCAUAAAAAUGUCUCGGUGCUUCGGCGGCGGCGACACUGUGAAAUUCGCGUGCGGAUCGUUAGCCUUAAAAGUACUGACGCUCGCUCAGCGACGGCACCGGACGAGCGGGGCCGAAAAACGAACUCGAACUCGAACUCGUCGUCAUCGUCGUCUUUCGAUGACCGGAAUUCCUCACCUCGUCUACCAUUUCAAAAUCCUCGCAAGGCCAAGGCAACUUUCCGGAAAGUGA
Molecule: messenger RNA, 336 nt
Organism: Soboliphyme baturini
Lineage: Eukaryota; Metazoa; Nematoda; Enoplea; Dioctophymatida; Soboliphymatidae
Source: the annotation of a GenBank genome assembly